CAGAUGCGUGUUUUGGCUGGAUUUUUUAACAAUAUUUUCAUAUAGGCAUUCUAUGGGAUAUCGACAGAGGAGUUAUUUCGUUUAUGACAAAAAAACAAAAAAUGUCAGGUCUAGAAUCAGAAGAAAAAAUGGAGCAUAUUACUCCAGAACAUCCGUUACCAGAAGAAAUACAGAAAAUGAACAGAGAUGAAACAAUCUGCAGAUAUUGUGGAGUUAGCUACCUGAUCCACAAUGAGAUUAAAGCCCUUGAGAAGAAAAUGAAAGCCAUGGAGAAGGAGUUGGAGCAUCACCAGGGCUGUGAUGACAGGGAAAACAAACUGAAACAGGAGCUCAAUUCACUACAAGAGCAAAGAGGGGAAUAUGAGAUGACAAUUACAGUCAAGGAGUCAGCGAUCGCGACUCUAACCAACAGCCUGAAAUCCCAGGAGUCUUUGUGCCAGAGACUACGCAGCGAGAAUGACGAUGCGCUAGAGAGGAUUUCAAAACAUGAGAAGUCUUACAAGGCCUUAAAAGACAGAAAUAACCAACUAGAGCGAGCCCUCCCCCGCCUGAAGUCAGCGGUCCAUCAGCAGAAGGCUGCGGUAGAGGAAAUUCACUCGUUUAUGGAGAAACGAGAUGCACAGAUGAAGGAAGAAAUUGCCAUAAUCUUGUCACAUGUACGCAACUCCUGUCAGAUGGAAAUUAAAGAGAAGUCUGAGUUACAAGAUCUAGUCAGAAGCCUUGAGUCCCGGUUCAGCUCAACGACAUCGGAGACGGAGGACAUGAAGAUCCAGCUAGCUCGCCAGGAGAAACAGAUACUAGAGCUAGACAGGCUGUAUACAGAGAACAAGGAGCUGCAGAUCAAGUGUCAGCAGCUGGAGACGGCACAAGCAGAGGGAGAAAAUAAACUUAAAGAUCUACAGACAAAGUGUUUAAAUCUCACUGCCAAGGUUGAAGAAAUAGAUAGUCAGAAAACUGAGCUGCAGUCAGUAUGUUCAUAUUUAACUACGGCAAAUAAAGAGAUGAUUGAAAGAAAUGCCAAGUUUGAUGAUCUACAGAUAAAAUAUAGUGAACUACUAAAUGUCAAUGAAGAAAACAAAGUCCUAUCGGAAAAGUGUUCAGAACUGACAGGGAUGAGAGAGAGUUUGAGACGUGAGCUGGAAGAAUCUAUAGAGAAAUGUCGCAGCCUACAGAUGGAGACACAGCAGUUUAAAGACCAAUACAAAACAAAAACAAGCGAGAUGGAGCAGAUGGCUUCAGUACAGAGGCGUAAAGACAUGGAUAAUGAGUUGAACACUCAAAAACUCAAAUCUGACCUUCGACAGAAGGAAACAGACUUGUCCAGUGCUAAGCGUGAUUUGAAAGCACUUCAGAUCAAGUUUGAAGAGCAUCAACAGCUUGAGGCCGACCUCAGUCGGAAAACAUCCAAAACACUCAAUGAAACGAAUGAACUGAAGGAGUCAUUUUUCAAAGCCAAAGAAGAGAUAGAUAAUUUAAAACAGGAAAGAGAGGCGAUGAUAACAUCCCAUCAGAACCGGAUUGAGCAGCUGCGAGAGAGUUUUAAAAACAAGCUGGCUGAGGCAGAUAACUGGCAGGAUAAGCUGGAGGAAGCCAUUGCCAAAGAAAAACAGAGACAUGCAAAAGAGUUGCAGGCCUUGGAAGCAAGACUUAAAGACAGCUUUGUAAUGGAGUUGGAAAUAGAGAAAGGCAAGUAUCGUGAGUUGAUGAAGAAAUACCAGGCUGGCAGCCAAGAAACUGAGGAAAAGCUGAGAGCACAACUACUAUCCAUAGAACAGAGGUACAAGGCAGAGAUAUCCGACCUCAAUGAUUUAUUGGCCGAAAACAGGAGAAAGUCAAAAGAAAUGGAGGAUGAACUCAGACGAGAGAUUGCCAGUCUUAAAAACAUAAUACGAGACCUAGAGUCCAGGCUGGGUCGACUGGAUGUGGGAAAUGAAGAUUUAGUGGUGAAGUUAAAGGCCCAGCUGAGGGAAACCCACCAAGAGCUUGAGGACACCAGUCAGGCGCUUGAUAAACAGACAAAGGCUGGGGAGGACUUCCAGGAACAGAUCAAACAUCUUCAAGAGACUGUUCAAAAAGAGUGUGAGGAAAGGUUUGAACUCACAGACGCAUUGAGUGCUGCCAAGGAGGAGUUGCUACUUUUGAAACGACCCCUAGGGUCAAGGCCAGUGAGUGAAGGUGGAUAUCAAAGUGUAACACCUCGCCAGAGCACUAAUUUGUCCCUCCCUUCUGAAGAGCAACAGACACCUAGUCAAAACACGUCCGCUCGACGUACCAUGUCCGAGCCACAACCAGUCAUAUCUAAUAGACCCCUUACCUCAAAGCCUCAUAUAUAUAAUGGAGGCAUGAAAAAGGAAUAUACUUUAACGAAUAAUAAUACAAUGGUGUUUAUGGGUGACCAAGGAAAUGGUGGAUCGCGAGCUGUAGGCGGAUCUACAAAACGGACUGGUGGAUCGCUAGCAGAGAAUAGACGGAGAAUUGCAGCCAUACUUGGAAGAAAGUGAUGAUGUUCGUGUACUAUUUUAUGUCAAUAAGCAAUGUUAAAUUUUCUUAUCAGUAUAUUUUGAUAGAAAAGGAGUGUGCUGUUCAAACUAAAUGACAACUUGUCAUCACUUAUUUAAGUCAGAGGACUUUAAAGCACUCAUGUUUAUAUAGUGCCUUGGAUCCAUUUCGGUUCAUUUCAAUUGAGAAUAUUACAUUCUAGAAACAGAUCUGAAUAAAUAUUCAACUUAAAUGUAUUGAUGCAUCCUCAAAAUUGUUCAUUGUCUUAAAGAAUCUAAAAACAUUUUUAGUGAUUUCUGUAUUAAAAUAAGUGCCUGUAUACUUAUAGUUCAUUUUGAUACAUUUUCCUCAAUUAUAUUUUAUAUAUACGGUAGUCUGAUUUGAUAACAUAUUUUUUAGUUUCAUUAAGUUUGUUUUAUUGAACUAAGUCUGUGAUACUCUCAAUACAUAAGAUUGUGCUCAUAUAUAUUUUAAAUACCAUAUCUUUGAUAAAAAUUGCAUGAAUUUUGAUGAGAUUAAACAUAAUGAUCAUUUAAGUAAGCUGCCAAAAUGACAUUUCCAAAUACAAGCAGAUGUUUACUAUUUAAAAUGGUGCAGACACAGUCUUAUUAAAAACAGAACGAAGGGAUUUGUCCUCAGUUUUAAUUAGAUGCUCAUAGAGAUAUCCAAUGAGUUGAUAUUCAUGUUUGAGUGUGUGAUAUAAUGGUUGAUAUUAUUUAGGACCAAUAAAAUGACAGUCAUAAUACUUGACUUUUAAUUUUCAUAUCUGUCUGCACCAGACAUGAACAAUAAAUUUUCAUAUUGACCUCCAAAUAAACAAUAGCUUAUACUUAAUUUAUUUUUUUACAACUCGGAUGAAUCCGCUGAUGUUGGCCAGUUUCAUGUUCUGUUUGUGCAACUUUGUCUUAACAAUUACAAUUUUUGUCCUAAAAAAUAUAUCUUGAAUGAACACCAAUUUUAGCCUAAGUCUCAGAUUUUCAAAGAAAAGAAGGUCUUAAACUUGUUGUUGAUAUCGCUGUCAUGAAUGACUUUGAUGGCAUUUUAAACUUUAAACUUUACCUUAAACAUGACUUAGAUACUGAAAGAUUUUCAAAUUGAAACUUGGUAUACAUGUUGGCAGAGGCAAUACAGGCAUGUGUUUCAUGGCCCAUAACUCUGGCUUGGAUAAUUGAUUGGUUAUGCCACUUGCGAAAACAGGCUUCCGCUUGAGUUGCUCGUGUCAAUUUGAUACAAUAUCAAAGGCUGCUUUAACAUUUACAAUAUGAAGUGAUUUUUACAUCUGAUCAACACUCAUUACUUUCUAAUGAUAUAUUUAUCGGAAUAAAAGUGUCCUUUAAUUACAAAUUAUUGAAAUGUUUUGUAUUUCAUAGGCGUUUAGCUUUAUUAUAUGUUUAUUUCAACUAUUGAAUGUUUAUUUGUAA
Mya arenaria is the source of this 3920-nucleotide messenger RNA. RefSeq lists its product as uncharacterized. The coding region runs from base 84 to 2501 and encodes 805 amino acids. NCBI's taxonomy places the organism in Eukaryota, Metazoa, Mollusca, Bivalvia, Myida, Myidae. The transcript has 23 exons. The record is from RefSeq and is a predicted model, not a curated record.